Messenger RNA from Syngnathoides biaculeatus (alligator pipefish), 1610 nucleotides. RefSeq names its product chordin-like 2 (gene chrdl2). The transcript is spliced from 12 exons. The coding region runs from base 1 to 1431 and encodes 476 amino acids. The record is from RefSeq and is a predicted model, not a curated record. Gene Ontology annotation, molecular function: protein binding. Lineage: Eukaryota; Metazoa; Chordata; Actinopteri; Syngnathiformes; Syngnathidae.
AUGCGGACAUGUAUGAAAAUCAAGCGAAAGUUUCACAUCGUUUUCGUGCCCUUUGAAUCUCGUACUUACAUAGUAUUUUACUGCGUACUUCUCGGACCGUAUCUCCCACGAGUUGGGGUUGAAAAAAUGAAGUCUCUGUUGGUGUCUUUGAUGCUCCUUUUGUGUGUAGGUGCCCAGCAGAGAGCCCGCAAAGGCUCAGGGGUUUUGUGCAGUUUUAAAGACAAGACAUUCAAGCCAGGAGACAGUUGGCAUCCUUUUCUGGAGCCCUUUGGACUCAUUCUGUGCAUGCGCUGCUCCUGCACUGAGAGAGGCCAUGUGAAAUGCAGUAAAAUUAAAUGUCCACCUCUGCCGUGUGGCAAGCCAGUAGCCGACCCACAGCAGUGUUGUCCACGUUGCACAGACGAGCCCAAGAUCCCUGCAGGUCUGAGAGCUCCAGGGAAGUCAUGCAGCUAUAAUGGAAGCAUCUAUCAACCAGGAGAGACCUUCACCAAGCAGAACCUCGCGGCCAAGCCAAGCAACCAGUGUGCCAUGUGCUCAUGCUCGAAUGGGAACAUCUUCUGCGCAGUUAAAACUUGCCAACCCAUCAGUUGUUCUUCCCCGGUCACGCUUGCAGACACCUGCUGUCUGGUGUGUAAAGACUCCAGCGCCAGUGGGUCAUCAUCAGCAGAGGAUGGAAACCAGCAGCUGAACAGAGGCGUUAGACAUUCAGUGGACCAGUGUUCUGGAGAGCUGGAUAGAAUACAGUCCCCCCGGGUCAGGACUUCUCCCAGACGCCUGAGCCUGAAUAAACUUAACUUUAGAGGGGCUUCAGAGACCACUGUGAAGAUUUUGUUGCAGAGGAACCAUGAGAAAGCGUGUUUAUACAAUGGGAAGACAUACUCGCAUGGAGACAUGUGGCACCCGUUCUUGGGGAAGGUCCUGGAAUGUAUCGUGUGCUCUUGUAGCGACGGCCUGCAGGAGUGCAAACGCAUCACGUGUCCCAGCCAGUAUGCGUGCCAACAUCCGGUCAAGUCCCCGGGAAAAUGCUGCAAGACAUGUCCAGAACAUAAAGCUGCAAAUAACCAGACUCAGUGUAACUACAAAAGUAAACUUUCGGUGUAUAAAGUGGAAUCAGCCUUGAAAGUUGACUCCCCCAACACAGUUCGGAUAAUGGCAAUUGAAAGGACAAGUACUGCUGAUGUGGAGGUACAAGUGUGGAAGAUGGUCGAUGGUAUUUUACAACUGAUGGAAAUUGGAGAUGUUCAAAGAAAAGAUAUUCAGGAUCAUCCGGAAAAUUACACAUUACUGACAACAGUCGAUGAAGAUAUGUGGGGGAAAUUCAAAGAGGGAGGAGCCAAACUGGAUCAAGACCAGACCAUUUGCGAAGAUGGCAUUCGGGAGAUGGUGACGUUUCUCGAUCCCAAGCAGGUCGAAGGCCUCUGCUCGCCCUAACUUGUUUUCUGUAUUCACUUAUGACUGGACACUUUGGGGACUUUUAUUGAAGCAUACUUAAACUGCAUGGAAAUGAUUGGUUGUUCCAGUAUAUGGGCCACCACCUACUUGGUAUGUAAAAUUAUUAUAUUGAGUGUACAUAUUUAUUGUAAAUACUACUUUUUCUCAUGUGACGUAAA